Rubroshorea leprosula is the source of this 1231-nucleotide messenger RNA. The record is from the annotation of a GenBank genome assembly. Lineage: Eukaryota; Viridiplantae; Streptophyta; Magnoliopsida; Malvales; Dipterocarpaceae.
CUCAUGAACAUAACAAGUUAGAACCUAGAGCUCGAUUAUGCUGUUUUUUGGGUUAUGGGAUUACACAAAAAGGAUAUCGUUGUUGGGAUCCUGUGUCACAAAAACUCCAAGUUUCACGUCAUGGUGUCUUUUGGGAACACACUAUGUUCUCAUCAUUGUCAAACUUCAAAGUGUCAUCCUCUCAUCAACCUCCAUUUUUUACUAAUCCUUCUAUUGAGCUAUUUCCUAGUGAUUCUAAUGCAGGUACAUCUGAUAAGCUCUACAAUGCCUCACCACAUGCUCCAACCAGUUCUGUAGAAGAUGAUCUGCCUGCUGGUAAUGCAUUAGAUAAUUUUGAGCCUUCUUCUACUUCCUCAUCUACAAAUAAGCUUGUUGUCCCAUCCUCGAGUCAUCCUACUUGGGUAAGAAAGCCUCCAAACUACCUUCGUGAUUAUCAUUGUUUUCCUGCUAUUACUUCGUUACAUGAGCCUCAAUCCUAUCAAGAGGCAUCUUCUAACCCUCUUUGGCAACAAGCUAUGCAAGAUGAAUUACAAGCUCUUGAGAACACUCGUACAUGGGAUUUAGUUGAUCUCACUGCUGAAAAAUCUCUAAUAGGCUAUAAAUGGGUGUACAAGAUCAAAACGCGAUCUGAUGGUUCUGUGGAGCGUUAUAAGGCACGCUUGGUUGCCAAGGAUUUUACACAAGAGUAUGGAAUUGACUAUGAAGAGACAUUUGCUCUAGUUGCUCGUCUUACAUCUGUGCGCAGUUUGCUUGCUAUCGCUGCUAUAUGGAGAUGGAAAUUGUUUCAGAUGGAUGUGAAAAAUGCUUUUCUUAAUGGUGACCUAGAAGAAGAAGUUUAUAUGAAACCAUCUCCUGGGCUCCACCGUCCUCCAAACAAGGUAUGUCGAUUGCGUCGUGCAUUAUACGGGUUGAAGCAAUCCCUUCGAGAUUGGUAUGCAAAGUUUAGUGCUACUGUGAGUGAGUUUGGUUUUACUUCCAGUCCACAUGAUACAGCUUUGUUUAUUUGUAAGACUGCUUGGGGUAUGGUUCUUUUACUUCUUUAUGUUGAUGACAUGAUUAUUACUGAAGAUGAUGUCGCAUGUGUUGAGGAGUUAAAACAAUCUCUCAGUCAGAAAUUUGAGAUGAAAGAUGUUGGUGUUCUGAGCUACUUUUUGGGCUUGAAGUGACCUUUUCAGAUGAUGGCUACCUGCUUUCUCAAGUAAAGUAUGCCUCCGAUCUUGUUUCUAAAGCU